Lucilia sericata (common green bottle fly) is the source of this 4126-nucleotide messenger RNA. It is a transcript of the gene Nrt, whose product is annotated as neurotactin. NCBI's taxonomy places the organism in Eukaryota, Metazoa, Arthropoda, Insecta, Diptera, Calliphoridae. The record is from RefSeq and is a predicted model, not a curated record. The transcript is spliced from 3 exons. Bases 483 to 3020 code for a protein of 845 amino acids.
GUACGAGUAACGGACGACUACAUUCGUUGUAAAGUCGUGGCCGGCAAAAGUGUUGUAUAUCGGGAUUUAAUCACAAUUAUUAUUACUCAGUUAAUGUUAAAUUAAAAGAAAUAUAAAAACAAAUUUUGUUUAAAAAUUAAACAAAAAGUAGAGAUAAUAAAAAACAAGUUUGAGAUUGAGAAAAAAUAUAAAUAAAAUAAAAAAUAUUUUAAUAAAAAUAAAACAAAAGUUAUAAAAAGAAAACAUGAAUUGAAGUGUAUAAGAGUAUUUGGUAUAAAGUUAUUAAAAUACCGUUAAUUCAACAAAAUACAUUUAAAAAAAACUAAACCUUUGGGAUACGAACGACUACAAUUGAAUUUGUACGUUUUAUUGCAGAAAAAGGAGUAUUUAACUCAACUCUACUAAAUAGAAACGCAGCUUAAAGGCCAGAAAAGAAAGUGAAAUUUUAUAUAAAAAAAGACAAAGUUUAACAUCUAAUAAAAAUGGGAGAACAAGAAGAGAAAGAAACUCCUCAGACUGAGAGCACUCCACAACAGGAGGUGGUUGAGGAACCCAAGGAAACCGACAAAAUGCUGGAAAAGAAAGACGAUGAAACUAAACAAAGUGCUGAGAAAUUGGCGGAAGAUAAAAAGAAAUCUGCUUCAAAACCCACCACACCAACGACCGAAAAGAAAGAUAAAGACUCAAAAGAGUCGGAUGAAAAGAAAGCUAAUGGUGGCGGUGAGGAAAUAAUAGAUAUACCAGAAGGAGGUGCUAAAACGGAAACGGCAGAUGGUAGCGAUGAAAGAAAGUUAUCGGCCGAAGAAAGAGAAGUUAAGCCCAAGAAAAUACCCAUUGGUGGUUUAAAGCUGCCUGGUUUCUUUAUGAAAAAUAAACCAAAGUCCGAUGGUGAUGGUGCCGAAGGUGAAUUACUAGAGAAAGAAAAUAAAGAAGAAACGGAAGAGGGCGAAAGUAAACCCGUUAAAAAGGAAGAGAAGCCCGCUAAAAACUUUGGUGAACGUUUGCGCAACUUUUUUGUACGCAAACCUGCCGAGAAACAAGCUAAACAGCAGGCUGCCAAUGCAGAAGCUGAUAAUAAAAGUGAAGCUACCGCAGAAGCAGCAGAAGCCACGGCUGAACAGCAAAACUCAGAUGGUCCUCCCAAGAAGAGAGGUCUCUUAAAUGCCAUCAAGUUGCCCAUAGCCAAUAUGGUGCCUAAAAAGAAAUCCGAUGAUGAUGUAGAAAUGGGCAUGGGUAAAGCCGGCCUCGCCUCCAUGGAGACUUUAGAUGAUUCCCUUAAAGAUCAAGACUGUGUCGAUAAGGCGUCGACAAAGAAUAAUGGUGUAGAAGAGAUUGCUAAACUUAAGAAAUCUCCCAGUGGAGAGAUUAAACAGGCAAACGAUGAAAAAUCUCCCGAAGAAGUAGACGAACCACCAGUAUCAUUUUGCCAACGUUUACGUUCAUAUAAAUGCUCUGUGGAUGAUGCUCUAAUAGCUUUAGGCAUUUUACUAUUUGUCUUGCUUAUUGCUGUUAUUGGUUAUGUGCUCUCGCAUGAGACGCUUACCUCACCGCCCAUAAGAGAGGGACGUUAUAUGGAUGCUGUUACCGGCUGUGGCAUGGUGGAAGGCUUGAAGGAAGAUGGUGCUUUCGCUUUUCGUGGUAUUCCUUAUGCCUUACCACCCGUGGGUGAUAGACGUUGGCGACCGGCUCAAAUAAUUGAAGGUAUCGAUGAUUGCUGGAAUGGCACUUUGAAAGCUCACAACUCCAGUGAACUGUGUACCCAGAGAUUGGGUAAUGGUACGGUAGUGGGAGAUGAAGAUUGUCUGUAUUUGGAUGUAGUUACACCACAUGUACGCUACGAUAAUCCCUUACCGGUUAUAGUAAUGAUAGGAGCAGAGAGUUUAACUGGUCCUUCACCUGGAGUUCUUAGACCUUCUGCCCGUUACUCACGUUCCCAUGAUGUUAUAUUUGUAAGACCCAAUUUCCGUUUGGGAGCAUUUGGUUUUUUAGCCUUAGAAGCUUUAACCAAGGAUACUUAUCCUCAUACUUCGGGAAAUUAUGCUUUAAGUGACAUUAUUGCGGCCCUCAAAUGGAUCAAAUUGAAUAUUGCUCAUUUUGGUGGCGAUCCCAAAUCAGUUACUUUAUUGGGUCACCGUGCUGGUGGUACUUUGGUAUCUGCCUUAGUUACUUCGAAAAAGGCCGAAGAUUUAUAUACACGAGCUUGGGUUUCCUCUGCCUCGGCCAUUUUGCCCGGCAAAGCGUUAACGGAAUCUGAGAAACGUAACCAGGAAAUUAUGCAAGCCAUCGAAUGCCAAGACGUGGAUUGUCUGCGCAGCACAACAGCCGAAAAAUUGUGGGAUGCUACCCCUGAUACUUGGUUACAUUUCCCUCUUGACGUUCCCACUUUAGAAGAAAAUUCUACUGCUCACCACGAAUGGUUGGUAAUUGAUGGUGAUAUUUUACAAGAACAUCCUGCCGAAUCGUGGAAGAUAGAACAUACCGGUAAUCCCAAAUUGGUUAUGGGUACUACGGCUCAUGAAUCUCACACAGAUAAAUUACAUAAACGCACUAACUGGACGGCUGAAGAAGUACGCAAUUUCUUGGAAUCAUCUAAAAUUGGAGCUCUUAAUCUAACCGACGAAGCCAUACAACGUUAUAAUGCUACCAACUAUCGUGCACUAAUCUCUAUGAUCUCCGAUAUUCGCACCAUCUGUCCGCUACUAACAAAUGCCCGCCUUCAACCCUCAGUACCCUUCUAUGUGGUCACACAGGGUGAGGGUGAAGAACAAUUGGCAACUGUAGAUGCCGAUGUCCAGGCCAUUUUGGGCCGUUAUGAACCACACACUGUCGAACAAAGACGCUUUGUAUCGUCCAUGCAACAACUCUUCUACUACUAUGUCUCCCAUGGUACCAUGCCACAGUACGAGCCCAGAAGACGAGUACUUAAUAUCGGUCAAGAUCCUCUGCCACAAGAAGAUUAUCCCAAUUGUAAUUUCUGGAUUAGUAACGAUAUUGUACCACGUUAUGCUCGCGUCGAUUAAGUCCCUACUAACUGAGACAGAACCCUAAAACUAAGCUCAGCUCUGACUGAUAAAGAUGAAGAUGCUUAUGAUGACUGAUUUAGUUUAACUUUAUAUUCUCGCCCUUACACUCACCCCCCAAUUACACAAAAUUUAUUUUAGAGUUCGCAUCAUUCUAAAAAAAACAUUAUAAUGUGAGUGUGAACGUGGAACAAAAUCCCUUUAAGCAGACGUUAACAAAAAAUCUCCACAAUUUUCUCUUCUACUUCAUUCUAUAUACAUUUGUGAAUUAUAUAUAUUUUUUUAAUUAUAAUUUCAUAUUUUAAUAUGAAUUGUAAGAAAAUAAUUUCCCAAAACUAACUUCGCAAAAAUUCUCAAUAUUUCAUUUUUUUGUUUUUAGUUUAGCUAUUAAGCAAAUUUAGUAUUUAAAGUUUUGUAAAUUUUAUUAAUAAGUUUUAUUUUUUAUACAUAAACAACAACAUUUUUUUUAUUUUUAAAUAAUAUCUCUAAGUUAUGAACUAUAAAAAGAAACAAAAAAUAUUAAAACAAGAAAAAAAAAAUAAACAUACGAACAUAAUAAUUUAUGCAAAAUACUUGAUAUAAAACAAAUGAAAACAAAAACAAAACAAAAAAACAAACAUUCAUACGUAUUUUUUAUGUAAUUUAUAUAUAAAAACAAAAAACAUAAAACAACAUUUUUUAAACAAUAAAAAAAUACUUUAAAAGUAUACAAAAUUUGUAAUCUCUAUUUGUUUUUUCACACCCACUGUACACUGUGUGUACUGUGUACCAUCAAUGUUUUUUUUUUUUGGGCCGUCUCAUUAUUGUUCACUGUGCAUUGCGAAAAGUUAUGACUUUUAUUUUUUUUUCUAGACUAUAGUUCAUUCUGUAGUCAAUACUAUAGAUCAAUCUAUAGUCAAGACUAUAGAUAGUCUAUAGUCAAGAUUAUAGAUCAGACUAUAGUCAAGAAUAUAGAUCAGUCUAUAGGCGAAAUUAUAGAUCAGCCUACAUUCAAGAUCUGUCUGCAGUCAAGACUAUAGAUCAAUCUAUAAUCAAGGCUAUAGAUCUGUCUGUAGUCAAGACUAUAGAUCAGUCUAUAGCAAAGACUAUAGAUCAGUCUAUAGUCA